Molecule: messenger RNA, 3706 nt
Organism: Oryctolagus cuniculus (rabbit)
Lineage: Eukaryota; Metazoa; Chordata; Mammalia; Lagomorpha; Leporidae
Gene: GABRP
Product: gamma-aminobutyric acid type A receptor subunit pi
Biological process (GO): monoatomic ion transmembrane transport
Cellular component (GO): membrane
Molecular function (GO): GABA-A receptor activity; extracellular ligand-gated monoatomic ion channel activity
Source: RefSeq, a predicted model, not a curated record
GCUCUCUCCAGAGGAGAGAGGGGCAGAGCCACUCCAUCAGAGAGUGGCUGCAUGCCCACAUCCAAGGGGCAGGGCGGAGCAUGGGGAGAGACCUGAGGACCCAGAAGACCAUGCCUUGCCUGAAAGUCCUACCUGAAGGCCGAAAGCACCUGCCCUAACAGAGCCUCCACAGCUGUCUGACAGGAAAACUGAGGCUCCAAGAAGUUAAAUCACUCAAGUGGGUGGCAGUCCGCAGCUCGAGCUCUCCUCUCCAGGAAGAGGUGGUUCCCACGGCAACCCCUCUCUGUGUGGGCAGCUCCCCAACAUGAGCUACAGACUCCACUUGACCUUGGUGUGUCUGCAUCUCUUGGCUGGAAGGAUGUGCAUCCAAGGGCAUCAGUUUAACAUCGAGGUCAGCAGAAGCGACAAGCUGUCCCUGCCCGGCUUCGAGAACCUCACAGCAGGGUACAACAAAUUUCUCAGGCCCAAUUUUGGCGGAGAACCUGUCCAGAUAGCGCUCACCCUGGACAUUGCGAGUAUUUCUAGCAUAUCCGAGAGUAACAUGGACUACACAGCCACCAUAUACCUCCGACAGCGCUGGGCAGACCAGCGGCUGGUAUUUGAAGGCAACAAGAGCUUCACGCUGGACGCCCGCCUUGUGGAGUUUCUCUGGGUGCCAGACACUUACAUCGUGGAGUCCAAGAAGUCCUUCCUCCACGAAGUCACCGUGGGAAACAGGCUCAUCCGCCUCUUCUCCAAUGGCACGGUCCUGUACGCACUCAGAAUCACCACGACGGUUGCGUGCAACAUGGAUCUUUCUAAAUACCCCAUGGACACACAGACGUGCAAGCUGCAGCUGGAGAGCUGGGGCUACGAUGGAAAUGACGUAGAGUUCACCUGGCUGAGAGGGAAUGACUCUGUGCGUGGGCUGGAAAACCUGCGGCUUGCUCAGUACACCAUCCAGCGGUAUUUCACCUUAGUCACCAGGUCACAGCAGGAGACAGGAAAUUACACACGCCUGGUCUUGCAAUUUGAGCUUCGGAGGAAUGUCCUGUAUUUCAUUUUGGAAACCUACGUCCCCUCCACUUUCUUGGUGGUGUUGUCCUGGGUGUCAUUUUGGAUCUCCCUCGAUUCAGUUCCUGCGAGAACCUGCAUUGGCGUGACCACUGUGUUAUCCAUGACCACACUGAUGAUUGGGUCCCGCACUUCUCUUCCUAACACCAACUGCUUCAUAAAGGCCAUCGACGUGUACCUGGGGAUCUGCUUUAGCUUCGUGUUUGGGGCCUUGCUGGAAUACGCAGUUGCUCACUACAGCUCCUUACAGCAGAUGGCAGCCAAAGAUAGGGGAACAACGAAGGAAGUGGAAGAAGUCAACAUUACCAACAUCAUCAACAGCUCCAUUUCCAGUUUUAAACGAAAGAUCAGCUUUGCCAGCAUUGAAAUUUCUGGUGAUAAUGUCAACUACAGUGACUUGACAAUGAAAACCAGUGACAAGUUUAAGUUUGUCUUCCGAGAAAAAAUGGGCCGGAUUGUUGAUUAUUUCACAAUUCAAAACCCCAGUAAUGUUGAUCGCUAUUCUAAAUUACUGUUUCCUUUGGUUUUUAUGUUAGCCAAUGUAUUUUACUGGGCAUAUUACAUGUAUUUUUGAGGCAAAGUUGAACUUUCUGCAUGCUGUAGAUCCUCAACAGAACAAAGUAAUGAUGUAAAUUGUACCCUAGACCAACUGAGCACCCUAAUCUAAUGGUACUACAAAUAACUAAAAUAACAUUUGGACAUUUUUCCUCAAAGAAUGGACCUCCAACUAUUAUUCUAAAUUGCAUGGAAAUCCUAGCAGCACCCAACACUAGCCCUGACCCUUUUUCCCACUGAGAUACUUGUACAAUUCCAUUUCAAUGGGUUUGAUCUCCUGAUCUGCUAACAAAGUAUUUCUCAUAAGAAUGGGUUGAUUGAAAAGAGGUGGAAUGUGGUUGUAUGGUUUGAUCAUAUUUGUAAUUUUUAAAAAUAUAUAUUUAAAAGGAAGUAACUGCUCUUAAACCCUAUUUAAAUAUUAUCUAAAGAUUACUGUAAGGAUGUGAAAGUGUGAAAUAAAUACACCAUUUAGCUACCCACCAGAUCAAGUGGUUGUACAUGGAAUGGAAAUAGCUGCCUGUUCCUCUCUCGUAUUUAUGUAUAAAGGACACCCCCUGGAGCCCAAGCUUACAAACCUACUCCAGGCUGCUUGCUCAGUGACGCCCUGGGCUGGAUUCACCUUCUAUGGAAAAUGGGAAGGACUCUGUUCCAUGUAUCAGGUAACCAGCAAGUGUCAGGGGUUGUUUCUCAGUUAACCAUCCACACUAUUAAAUUUCUGCCAUGUUUAUAUAGCCGAUUGUUAUCUAUGCAGGGAGUAAUAGUUUCCAGUUUUUGUUUUUGAUUCAAAUGCAACGUGGGCUUUCAAUUCACUGCAAGUCACUGAACUAGCUCAAUAGCAAGAUGAGUUUUUAGUGAUGAGUAUUAUUUAAUAGCACAGAAUUGUCCCCAAAUUCCAGUAAGUUCUGUCAUUAAAAAAUCAAGUAUAAGUGAAAGAAAAGUUAAUGAAUCAAUAAUCUAAAGCAGGAAUCCCUGUUCCCAAGAUGUAAUGGAUUCCCCAGACUGGAAGGACAUGGGGACAUCACUCCUGCCUUAAGCAUGUCUCAUCAUUUUACUGUAAGUACAUCAGUUCCAAACCAUUCCUAUUGGUUUAGAAUUCCUGUUGCUUUUCCCAAAACAGGGUUUGAAAUGGAAGAAUUUUCAUGUCUGUUCUAGAUGUCUACAUCUGGACUUUGACAUGAAAACUUGCAGAAUUGAGUCCAUUUUCUAGCUGCCUGCACUCACAAACUGGUGAGGUACUGAAAGCACCAGGUUGACACAGUCCGAGUCCUCUGUCAUUUUUGCUGCUCUAGUAUUCAGCAAUGCUUUCCAAGCUGAAAAUCCCCUGCAUCUUUCCAAGAGGAGCUUUCAUCCCUAUGCUCUCAUGACCAGGAAUAAUGCUUCCUAGAUAAUGAGCUGUAUCACCCAGAAACAAGUGUCUUAGCUCAAGUAACCUUGGCCUUGCGCAGAUCCCUGAUCCUUCUGGCUGGACCACUCUGAGUGGCUUAUCUGCAUACAUGAGCAGCAGAAUGUUGGCCCCGGGUUCUGGACUUUCUAAUAAUGGACACUUAAAGAACCUAUGUUCAGGUAACAGGUGAGCUAUCUUCUCCAAGCCCAGCCAGUCUCACUUCAACAUAAGAAGCACAAACAUGCAUCUCUUCCAGUUCCCUGGCCAAGCUAAGCUAACAGCACACAUAUGGUGAUUUGUGAGUGUGCCAGGGUAAAGCCUCCUGCUUUGGUUAUGUUGAAGGAUCCCACUGUCUUAAUUCUUUAACUUCUUUUUCUAAUAAAUGCACAAUUUCACCUUUUCUUUCAGAAAUAAACCAUGGUUUUAGAGAUCAUUUCUCUUCUACAACUCCCUAUAUCCAUAGACUCUCAAUUUUCCCAUUGCGAUAUGUCUACAAUUCCAUUUCAAAGGGUUUGAUCAGCCUAUAUGCUAACAGAAUGUUUCUAAUUGGAAUGAGUUGAUUAAAAGAGGUGGAAUGUAUUUGUUUGCUUUGAUCAUAUUUGUGAUUUUUUGUUAAAAAAAAGGCUUGAAAUAUUUGCUCUGAAGCCCCUUUUAAACAUUAUCUGAGGAUAACUGUAAAAUGUGAAACUGUGAAAUAAAUGCACGUGUUAACUA